AUGGAGUACCUAAAAGAAGAUGCCUUGGAGCAAGCUGAUAAUAUUGAAAGUGUUCAACAGGAUCCACCUAAAAUGGAAUCAGCUACUGAGGAAAAAUCUCUCCAGCAAAAACUCUAUGAACUAUAUGCUGACGAAUGUGAAAAGGAGUCUGAGGAUACACAGGAAUUAAAAAGCAAUGUGAAUCUGUUAGAGAAGCUUGUAAGUGGAGAAUCGUUUCCCUGUUUAGUGGUCAACCUGUUCCCAGGACAACAGGGAUAUUCUAUGAUGCUCAAGGAUAAAAACGAUAUCUAUUCAGAUACUUUCAGACUGUGUUAUGAUGAGAAGAAAUUGUUUGACUACUUUGAUGCUGAACAAUUACCUCCCAUUUUGAUAGACGCCCUGGAAAAAUCCGAGAUCAACGUUUUUCAGUCUGGGUGUGUUGUAGCAGAAAUAAGGGACUAUAGAGAGUCAAUCACUAUGGAACCCCCUGACUACCAAAGCAGGCAUAUUCUCUUACGACCAACCAUGCAGACAUUAGUCCAUGAUGUAGAGUCAAUUGCCAAUGAAAACAAGAUAGUGACCCAGGAAGACAAACUUCUGCUUGAGAGUCAGCUGAUAUUAGCUACAGCUGACCCACUAUGUCUAGAUCCUUCUGUAUUAGUAGCCUGCACUGAAAACAAACUGCUCUACAGCAAGCAAAAUAUAGACACUCCUGCAAUGAAAUACAGCUUCCAGAAGUAUUCUUCCACCCUGAGUACGGAAGAGGAACUGUUUCCUUACCUAUGUCAUCCUCAGCUGAGUGAACAAGAAAGUGAAACGGAUGAGCCAUUUGAACACAAAUCAUUUCUAGCAGCAAAUAUUGAAGAUCUGUGGCAAGAGAGUUCCUUGAUUUUUCCUGUCACCUAUGAAGCUGAUGAGGAACAGAACAUUACCGCGGAGACUCUGGACCAAUUUGAUGAUGCACAGUCAAGCUCCUCAUUAAACCUUGAGGUAAGAGAUGAUCAUGUAUGUAAUUUUGACAUUGAUGAUGAGUUACAUAUAACAAACCUGCCCUUCAUGCAAUCAUUUAAUGAUCCAUUUAUCUCUGGGAACAGACAACACCAAUUAAAUAGACCUAAGAGACAUAAAACUCUCCCUCAUUCUUUUACAUAUGACAUACAUGGGUCAGAAACUAAUGCUCUAGCUAUGGCCAGUUGGUCUGAGGAAUUGAUGCAGAGGAAUGACAGCUAUCCAGUGCCGGCUUUGUGUAGUAGCUUUACUAGUCCCACACAAGAUUCUUCGGGGAAAGAAAGAGGACAGUUUGAAACCACAUUGGUUCAGUCUUCAGAACUGGAGACCAUGUUCAGUCCCACAUCUCCAUUCACUGAAUUUCUCCUCAAUUCAGGAAGGAGUGCCUCAGGGGACAAUUUUAAUCCAGAACAGAGCAGUUUUCUUACAUAUCCAGAUCCUGUAGCUUCUUAUCUAUCACCAAGUCCUUUGCAGAGGUCCUUUGCAAAGGUCAAUCAAGUUGAUACACUUCCUACAGUCACGAUUUUCACAUCCAUCGCUUCUCAUAAUGUCUCGACAGAGACAACUGCAAGUUCAUUAAGAUCUCCAGUAUUCUCCACUGGGAUUUCAUCACAAAUAAUGCCAGACUUGCCCACGCCCAGUUUCUCAGAGACACCCACAACCCUUUCCACUAUAUAUUCAUCAGAAAUAACCCGAGGCCUAUUUACUAUCAGCUCCUCAAAAGGUACCCCAAGUUCAUCCACUCCCAACUUGUCUUCAGUCCAAAACACUCAUAGCUUCUCAAAAUCCCUGGUCCCAUUAACUUUUAACUCUUACGAAGAAACUUCAGGCACAUGUUCUGUCAAAUUAUCAUGGAGUACCUUAGAAUUCUCCACAGCAAAAUCAUUGUGA
Suncus etruscus (white-toothed pygmy shrew) is the source of this 1878-nucleotide messenger RNA. RefSeq names its product transcription factor SPT20 homolog. NCBI's taxonomy places the organism in Eukaryota, Metazoa, Chordata, Mammalia, Eulipotyphla, Soricidae. The transcript has a single exon. Gene Ontology annotation, molecular function: transcription coregulator activity. Bases 1 to 1878 code for a protein of 625 amino acids. Gene Ontology annotation, biological process: regulation of transcription by RNA polymerase II. Gene Ontology annotation, cellular component: SAGA complex. The record is from RefSeq and is a predicted model, not a curated record.